AUGGAGUUCCGUCCAAAAGGCGUCCAUACCAAGCACCUCACAGAGGCGGACCGCAUCCGCAUCCGUACCCUCUACUUUGACGCGUACAUGCCUCCAAAGGCUAUUGCGAAGCAGACGGGAUACACUCUCAGCCAGGUGCGUCACGCUGUUCGUGCCAACUCGGCUGCCGUCAAGCCACGCUCUGGGCGCCCGCGAAAACCCAAGAAGGACGAAGAAAAAGCCGAAUCCAACAGAGAAGGCUGA
Messenger RNA from Colletotrichum navitas, 243 nucleotides. RefSeq lists its product as uncharacterized. The transcript has 2 exons. Bases 1 to 243 code for a protein of 80 amino acids. NCBI's taxonomy places the organism in Eukaryota, Fungi, Ascomycota, Sordariomycetes, Glomerellales, Glomerellaceae. The record is from RefSeq and is a predicted model, not a curated record.